Wallemia ichthyophaga EXF-994 is the source of this 1020-nucleotide messenger RNA. RefSeq lists its product as uncharacterized. Gene Ontology annotation, molecular function: oxidoreductase activity. NCBI's taxonomy places the organism in Eukaryota, Fungi, Basidiomycota, Wallemiomycetes, Wallemiales, Wallemiaceae. The transcript is spliced from 7 exons. The record is from RefSeq and is a predicted model, not a curated record. Bases 1 to 1020 code for a protein of 339 amino acids.
AUGUCCGAUAUUACGAUCGGCGAUUACCUUAGGAAGGAGAAGUAUUCGGCAGCAUUCAUUAACAAUUACCUCAUACCAAUGAGUGCAGCUAUUUGGAGCACACCACCUGAUUCUGUAGCUUUAGAUUUCCCAGCCAGUACUCUUAUUAGAUUCAUGCACAACCACCAUUUACUUCAAAUAGCGGACAGAACACAGUGGUUGACGAUAAAAGGAGGAUCUAAAUACUACGUUAAUGAGAUCAUCAAGAAUAUGAAGGAAGGAACAACACAUUUGUCAACACCUAUAAGUAGUCUCAGACGUCUACAUAAUGGGACAGUUGAGCUUUCAACCGCAAACGAAGAUACAUGGUUUUUCGAUCACGUCAUUCUCGCUACACAUGCUGAUACUUCUAUGUCAAUUAUCAAUGAAGACUUGAGUGAAAAGGAAAAGGGUCUUUUGAGCAACUUUAAGUUUUCUAGUAACGAGGCUGUACUUCAUUACGAUGAGAAGCUCAUGCCGACAAGAAGAGAAGCAUGGACUAGCUGGAACUUUUUGAGCAAUGCUGACGAGAAAUCUAACGUUAAUAAUCAAGUUUCAUUAACGUAUUGGAUGAACUUAUUACAAAGUUUGAGUGAAGAGAAUUAUGGAAAUGUUCUAGUAACACUGAAUCCACCACUCGAACCAAGAGAAGAUUGUGUUAUUGGUAGAUGGAGCUAUGAACACCCUUUGAUAAGCGCUGAUGCGGUUCAAGCUCAAGGUCCGAUGAAUGAAAUACAAGGUAAAGAUGGGUUAAGCUUCGCAGGUGCAUGGUUGAAAUAUGGGUUCCAUGAGGAUGGCUUUAUAUCAGGUUAUAAUGCCGUAAAGACAAUAAAUGGCUUGACAGUAGCGGCACCAUUUGAUUUAAUUUCACCUGAAAGACAGGUAGAUCAGGUUAAUGCACAAGUACGAUUUAUGCUCUACAUACUGCAAUAUCUGAGAAUGAACAAGGUGUUGAUAUCAUUUGUAGUGAUUAUCGCGUCUGUUUACUUGUCAAUUGAUUAG